UAAAACCUCUUCGACCUCUCUCUCUCUCUGGCUUCAUAGCUAAGUUUCUACGUUCUUCAGAAUGUUGACAACUAUGAGAUUCUCCACUUCUCCUAAAGUAGCUUUGGAAUUGAAAUACAAUCCAAACAUGCGUCUAGACAAAGCAAGUCAUUUAUCUUAUUACGAGAUUUUCCACUUUUCCUGAAGUAGCUUUUGGAAUUGAAAAGCAAUCCAAACAUGCGUCUAGACAAGGCAGACUUUGAUUUAAUACUUUGAUCAUAUGAGAGAGUGUGUUUCAUCCGUAAUGUAGUUGCUAGUUGCAAGUUCACAGCAAAACCUAGCGACCCAGUUUCAGCUACGGUCGCCGCCGCAUCCGCCGCCGCCAUCAGCACAAAAACUAUGUUUUCAGCGGCGCGUAUCCUCCUACCGGUGUCACUGUCAGUGCUGGUCUUAAUUUAUAAGUACUUCAGAUCCGGACGGGAAUCGGAACCUUCUGAAGGUGUCGAUCCUGAAAUCCUUCAUUGGAUUCGGACACUCGACCCCGCCGUGCUCAAUAGGAUUAGGAAUGGCGACCCUGCCCUCCUCGAAGUGAUUCGGAACUUGGACCCUGCUUUCCCUUCGGAAUUUUCUGGAAGCGUCGACGGUCCUCUAAAUCCGCCGUCUGUUCCGUCUCCUGCGCCGGGAAGUUCAGAAAAUAGAAGUGGGUCUAACCUCACCUUAGCUGCCUCUUCCGCUGCUCAAAGUCAAGUAUCUGCGUCAAAAGGCCUCCAGAAAAAGAAAAGUCUGGUAAAGGCUGGACAUUAUCAGAAAAAAGAGUCAUCUAUCCCACAACCCAGGCAUGGAGAUAAUACCGGAGUGCGUAAGGAACAGGAGAUAAAGCAAGAAUCUAUUUCUUUGUCUGCUGAAGCAGCUGCAGCUCAGGAAGCAUGUGAAAAUUGGCGACUAAGGGGAAACCAAGCGUACAAAAAUGGGGAUAUGUCUAAAGCUGAGGACUGCUACACACAAGGAGUGAAUUGCGUUUCUACAAAUGUGACAUCUAGAAGCUCUCUUAGGGCAUUGAUGCUGUGCUAUAGCAACCGUGCAGCAACACGUAUGGCUCUUGGAAGAAUAAGAGAUGCACUUGGGGACUGUAUGAUGGCUACUGCAAUUGAUCCCAACUUCCUCAAAGUGCAGGUUAGAGCUUCCAAAUGUUAUCUUGCUCUUGGGGAAGUUGAAGAUGCUUCACAACAUUUUAGGAGGUGCCUGCAAUUAGCAAAUGAUAUCUGUUUGGACCGAAAGAUUGCAAAAGAAGCUUCUGAUGGCUUACAAAAAGCACAGGAAGUGUCUGAAUGCCUGAAUCAUUGUGCUGAACUUUUGCCAUGGAAAACAUCUACGAAUGCCGAGCGUGCUAUACAACUUAUUGAUGAAGGUUUGGUAAUAAGUCCUAGCUCAGAAAAAUUACUUGAAAUGAAAGCAGAGGCUCUUUUUGCGCAGGUGCGGAGGUAUGAAGAGGUGAUUGAGCUGUGUGCGCAGACCCUGAGUUCUGUGGAAAAGAACAACCUUCCAGCAGAUGACCAGGUCUCUGCAGAUAAUUCCGAACUCUCAAAGUACUUUUACUUCAGACUCUGGCGGUGCCGUAUGAUUUUUAAAUCCUAUUUUUAUCUUGGAAAACUAGAGGAGGGUCUUGCUACACUAGAUAAACAUGAGGAAAAGAUGUCUACCUCAUAUAGGAAUCGGAGAACAACUCUGCAAUCAUCAGAACCCCUUGUUCUCGUUGUACGUAAACUUCUGUCUCAUAAGGUUGCAGGGAAUGAAUCAUUUCAGGCUGGAAGACAUACUGAAGCUGUUGAGCAUUAUACUACUGCUUUGUGCUGCAAUGUUGAAUCACGUCCAUUUACAGCUGUUUGUUUUUGCAAUCGUGCUGCUGCAUACAAAGCAUUGGGCCGGAUUACUGAUGCUAUUGCUGAUUGCAGUUUAGCUAUAGCUCUUGAUGGAAAUUAUCUAAAGGCUAUUUCUGGAAGAGCCUCAUUAUACAAGAUGAUCAGAUAUUAUGGAGAAGCCGCUAAAGAUCUUCGGAGACUGGUAUCUAUUCUCACUAAGCAGGAAGAGGAAAAAAUUUAUCUGUGUAGAACAUCUGACAGAUCCAUUAGCGGCACAAAUGUCCUGACACAAGCUCGUCUUCAUCUUUCUAAAAUAGAAGAAAAGGACAGAAAGGACAUCCCCUUGGAUAUGUACCUUAUUCUGGGAGUUGAACCAUCUGUUUCGGCAUCAGAAAUCAAGAAGGCCUAUCUGAAAGCUGCACUUCGACAUCAUCCUGACAAGGCUGGUCAAUUCUUUUCAAGGAGCGAUAAUGGGUGUUGGAAGGAGAUAGCAGAAGAAGUGCACAAGGAUGCUGACAGGCUUUUUAAAAUGAUUGGGGAGGCAUAUGCAGUACUUUCAGACCCAACCAAGCGUGCAAGGUAUGGCACCGAAGAGGAGAUGAGGAAUGCACAAAAGAAACGCAGUGGAAGCAGCACAUCUUGAAUGCCAGCAGAUGUUCAAAAGAAGUAGCAGUAGGCGACAAUGGGGAGAGGUUCCGGGAUCAUAUGGCAACUCAUCUUCUAGAGGGUCAGAAGCAGCACGGUCAAGUAGAUAUUCUUGAAGACAUGCCUGAUUAGAACCUUGAUUCUUCAGAAGAGGUUUUGAAUGGAAUGAGGUUGGAAGAUGGAUUUAUUGCAUUGCUAUAUGUGUAGCUUCACUUCAAGGAUGAACCGACGUGCGGUUGAUUCAGCUUGCAUCUCAAUGGUAGUGACCUCCCAAGUUUGAAUGCAUCCUGAAUUUAAAUAGUUUGUAAAUAAGUUGUCUAACGGGCUUAACAAGGUUCAAAAGAGAGUUAUGAAUACUAUUACUAUUGGUAACAAUAACAUAAACAGCAGCGAUGAAUUACAAA
Messenger RNA from Malus domestica (apple), 2887 nucleotides. Lineage: Eukaryota; Viridiplantae; Streptophyta; Magnoliopsida; Rosales; Rosaceae. The record is from RefSeq and is a predicted model, not a curated record.